This is a messenger RNA of Cololabis saira (Pacific saury), 3754 nucleotides long. RefSeq names its product VPS10 domain-containing receptor SorCS3-like. Lineage: Eukaryota; Metazoa; Chordata; Actinopteri; Beloniformes; Belonidae. Gene Ontology annotation, cellular component: membrane. The transcript is spliced from 27 exons. Bases 1 to 3045 code for a protein of 1014 amino acids. Gene Ontology annotation, molecular function: protein binding. The record is from RefSeq and is a predicted model, not a curated record.
AUGAGGCCCCAGGUGAUCCUGAUUCUGACCAAACUCUACGACUUCCACAUCGGCAGCGUCACCGAGAGCUCGCUCUGGAGGUCGACGGACUUCGGAUCUACAUACGAGAGGAUGAACGACAAGAUUGGGUCCAAGACGGUGCUCAGCUACCUGUACAUCUGUCCGUCCAACAAGCGCAAGAUCAUGGUGUUGACGGACCCGGAGUUCGAGAGCAGCGUCCUGAUCAGCGCGGACGAAGGAGCGAGUUACCAGAAAUACCGUCUGUCCUUCUACGUCCAGAGUCUGCUGUUCCACCCGACGGAGGAGGACUGGGCUCUGGCCUACAGCCACGACCAGAAGCUCUACAGCUCCGUGGACUUUGGCAGGAAGUGGCAGCUGAUGCACGAACAUGUCACCCCCAACCGCUUCUACUGGUCUGUUGCCGGUCUUGACGAGGACCUGGAUCUGGUCCACAUGGAGGCCCACACCCCGGAUGGAAACGUGCAGUACGUCACCUGCCGGGCCCAGACCUGCUCCAGGACCGACCGGAACCAGCCGUUCCCCGGACACAUCGACAUCAGCUCCCUGGUGGUGCAGGACGACUACAUCUUCAUCCAGGUUCCAGGUUCAGGACGAGCCACCUACUACGUCUCCUACAAGAGAGAUUCCUUCAUCGAGAUCAAGCUUCCCAAAUAUUCCCUGCCCAAGGAUCUGCACAUCGUCAGCACCGACGAGAAGCAGGUGUUUGCGGCGGUGCAGGAGUGGAACCAGAACGACACGUACAACCUCUACCUGUCCGACACCAGGGGCAUCUACUUCACCCUGGCCAUGGAGAACGUGAAGACCACCCGGGGCGUCGGCGGGAACCAGAUGCUGGACUUGUACGAGGUCUCGGGGAUCCGGGGGAUGCUGAUCGCCAACAGGAAGCAGGACCAGCAGGUGAAGACCUUCAUCACCUACAACAAGGGGCGGGACUGGCGGCUCCUGCAGGCCCCGCCCACCGACCUGGAGGGAAACGACAUCCACUGCAUCCUGCCGUUUUGUUCCCUCCAUCUUCAGCUACAAGCGUCAGAAAACCCGUACGUUUCUGGAACAAUCUCCACCAAGAGCUCGUCACCAGGAAUCAUCGUAGCCACAGGAAACAUCGGAGCGGAACUGUCCUACAACAACGUCGGCACGUUCGUGUCCUCGGACGCUGGAAACAGCUGGAGGCCGAUCUUUGAGGAGGAGCUCAACAUCUGGUUCCUGGACAGAGGAGGAGCCCUGGUGGCCGUGAAGCAGCCGUCCGUUCCCACCAGACAUCUGUGGGUCAGCUUCGAUGAGGGCGGGACCUGGACCCAGCACAGCUUCUCCUCCGUCCCUCUGUUCGUGGACGGGGUCCUGGUGGACGCCGGCGCCGACAACCAGAUCAUGACAUUCUUCGGUCACUUCAGCCACCGGUCCGAGUGGCAGCUCAUCAAGAUCGACUACCGCUCCGUCUUCAGCAGGAAGUGCACGGAGGAGGAUUACCAGACGUGGCACCUGCACAACCAGGGCGAGCCGUGCGUCAUGGGCCAGAAACAGAUCUACAUGAAGCGCCGGCCUGGGAACUAUUGCAUGCUGGGAAAGGACUACUCCAGGAUCCUGUCGGCCGAGUCGUGCAUCUGCCGAGCUCACGACUUCCAAUGCGACUACGGAUAUGAACGCCGCAGCGACGGGAACUGCCGGCCGGCGUUCUGGUUCAACCCGUGGUCGGCGUCGCGGAGCUGCAGCCAGGGCCACAACUACCUGAACAGCACCGGGUACCGUAAGGUGGUGCUAAACAACUGCACCAGGGGCGUGAAGGACAUGUACGAGGCCCGGAGGCAGCAGUGCCCCCACCGGCCCCCCAAGGGGCUGCUGCUGAGCACCGGGGACGGACGACUGACCGCCAACGUGGGAACCAACGUCACCUUCCUGGUGCAGCUGGACCAGGGCGACUCCAUGCGGACCAACAUCCAGCUGGACUUCGGCGACGGCACGGCGGCAUCGUACUCCAACCUCAGCUGGUCCCAGGAGGGCAUCAAACACGUGUACCGGAACGCCGGAAUCUUCCGGGUGACGGCACUGGCCGAGAACCCGCUGGGCCACGACAGCAGCACGCUCUUCCUGCACGUCACAUGUCCAGCCGAGGUGGUGCAGCUCGUCGCCCCCUUCGUGGUCGUCAGGAACAAGGAGGUGAACAUCACGGCGGUCGUUCUGCCCAGCCAGUCCCGCACCGUCACCUACUUCUGGUGGCUGGGGAACAACUCCGAGCCUCUGAUCACGCUGGACGGCAGCGUCUCCUACACCUUCACCAGGGAAGGUCUUCACUCCAUCACGGUCCAGGUCUCUGCAGCCAGCAGCAUCCUGCAGGACUCCAGGACCAUCGCAGUCCGAGGCUUCUUCAAGUCUCUGCUUCUGUCCUUCUCCCCGAACCUGGACGAGUUCAACCCCGACAUCCCGGAGUGGCGGCAGGACGUGGGGAGGGUCAUCAAGAAGGCUCUGCUCAGGGUGUCGGACUAUCCGGAGGAGCAGCUCUUGGUGGCCGUAUUCCCGGGUGUUCCUACGGCUGCAGAGCUCUUCCUGUUGCCCAGCAGGAAUCAAUCGGAGGGCAGGAGAAAGAGUGAGCAGGAGCUGGAGGAGGCGUCCGGCGUCAUCGUCAGCGCCUUGAACCAGAACCUGGUGGAGUUCGAGCUCAAGCCCGGCGUCAGAGUGAUUGUUUACAACACGCAGCUAACGCUCGCCCCGCUGGUGGACUCCAGCCCCCGACACAGCAGCUCAGCCAUGCUCAUGCUGCUGUCCGUGGUGUUCCUGGGCCUCGCCGUCUUCCUCAUCUACAAGUUUAAAAGAAAAAUCCCCUGGAUUAACAUUUACGCCGAGGUGAACCAGGAGAAGGAGCAGGAGAUGAUCGGCUCGGUGGGCCAGGGAGACACCACACCCAAAAUCACCCUGAGUGAGUUCGCCACCACCAAAGAGCUGCUGGAGAAGGAGCUGGACGCCCGAGUCAAGAGAGGAGUCGGCAACGCCUGCGAGACCCGGGAGAUCCCCAACUGCACCAGCGUGUAACCCGACCCCGGCGUGCAACCGGGCACCCGCGGGUAACCGGGCACCCGCGGGUAACCGGGCACCCGCGGGCGAUGAGCAAACGGAGACGCGGCGGCUCUCUCCAUUUUGUAAUUAUCACCAGGACUGAUGUGAAUAGUUUUCUAAAAAGACGUUGUUUCUACGGAGUUUAAACAUCUCUGUGAUCCCAGUUCUGUGGACGUAAAAACGCUGCAACAACAACCUUCACCUGCCAGUCAAAGGUCUGGACUGGAGGAGUUCUGUAUCAUAAUAUCCGGAGAAGUUUGUAAAAUCAGCUCUGCAUCUGUGUCUGAAAUGUACCAUACGAUCUUCUGUUCUGCUCUUUGUAUAUAAUCUUAUUUCUAAGUGCUUGUGGUCUCCAUGGCAACAGCAGGAGACUGACGACGGUCUUCUGCAGAAAGAAAGUGUGUGAAAAAGCUCCGUAAAGACUCCAUUCUGCUUCGCCGACUUCGUCCUCGACUUGUGCAUGUUCUUACCGAGGACUCUUGUGUCGUAGAUAAGAAAAGUGUUGUAAAUAGUGUUUUUUUUUUGUAAAAGCUUUCAGUCAACAAGCCGGUUCAUUCUGCCGUCGGUUUCCACGGUUACGGAAACGUUUAUCUGUACGAGCAGGAAGAUCCGUAGCAACGUUUGAGAGGUUUCUCUCUGCAGAUAAAACGAGUGUCAACGAGGAGCAGAUCAAGUCUGAAACAAA